UAGUUCUGAACUAAUGCACUUCUGCUGGUGCAUUUUUACACUUAUUGCUUGCUAAUGGGUUGGACCUGCAAAGGCAGACUGUUAUGAGCUAAAACUGGAUUUGCUUUACCUUUUUUUGCACUUGUUUGUUCUGUGAGACUGAUAUUUUGAGUUUCAACAUUUAUUACAUAUUAUUUUAAAGGGCACGAUUCAUUACUUUGACCAUUAGAACAUAAGCCCUGUAAAAUGUGAUCAUGCAAUCAUUGGAUGUAAACUGAUGAGACAGAAUGUUGCAGGAUGGAUUGGCUCAAGGACUAAUAUAGCCAACUUAUGACAAUGUAAUAAUUCAUGAAGAUAUUGUUCCUUAUGUUCAUGGAGUUUGUUUUGUUAGGAUUUUAUGCUUUCAUUUUCUGUUUCCUUAACAAAACCUCAGGCACCUUGAAGACAGCUUGGAUGAUUGGUUUGAUGAACAGCUAGAGAACUACUUAGAUGAUGAUUAUCUUGUGUUUGAUUGCCCUGAUUGAACUCUUCACACAUGUUCCAGUUCUGCGGAACUUUGUCGAGCACCUGAAACGGAAAAUUUUCAACGUUUGCGCUGUUUACCUUCUUGAUUCACGGUUUGUCAGCGAUGUAACAAAAUACAUUAGUGGUUGCAUGGCUUCUCUAUCUGCUAUGAUUCAGCUUGAACUUCCUCAUAUCAACAUCCUUUCAAAGAUGGAUCUGAUCUCCAACAAAAAAGAUGUAGAAGAGUACCUGGACCCAAAUGCACAGGUUCUUCUUUCACAGCUGAAUCGGCAGAUGGCACCUUGGUUUGGCAAGUUGAACAAGUGUUUAGCUGAACUGGUUGAUGAUUACAGCAUGGUUAAUUUCAUUCCACUUGAUUUGAGAAAGGAAAGCAUCAUACAAUAUGUGCUAUCUUCUAUCGGCACCUGUAUCCAAUAUGGGGAAGAUGCAGAUGUGAAGGUCAGGGACUUCGAAGAAGACGAAGACUAACCACUAGAUGCUAUAGGAGGUGCAAACUGGUUGCUAGCAGUAGUGUAGUGCGGAGUGACACUUUGGGACUGUGUAUGGCGCAGGCAUGCAAAAACAUCGUAGGAUGCUCAUGACAGCUAUCUGGUCUAUGUAAGACGAACUAAAGCAGAUAUUUGGCAAGUCCUAGUAAAACGUGUGUGCGCCUUGAUGGUCCUGUUCUCCCUCA
Molecule: messenger RNA, 1177 nt
Organism: Zea mays
Lineage: Eukaryota; Viridiplantae; Streptophyta; Magnoliopsida; Poales; Poaceae
Product: GPN-loop GTPase 3-like
Exons: 6
Coding region: 469-972 (167 amino acids)
Molecular function (GO): GTPase activity
Source: RefSeq, a predicted model, not a curated record